This is a messenger RNA of Poecilia reticulata (guppy), 463 nucleotides long. Lineage: Eukaryota; Metazoa; Chordata; Actinopteri; Cyprinodontiformes; Poeciliidae. The record is from RefSeq and is a predicted model, not a curated record.
GUGGAGCGGGUUCCUGCUGUGCGCCGUCGCCAUGCUGCUGGUCAUAUUCCCCAUGUUCACCUUCCCCAAGAAGCUCCCUCCGCGGCACAAGAAGAAGAAGAGGAGGAAAAAGCUGAGCCUGGACGACAUGUCCAGCGACGACGACGUGCUGAAGGAGAAGAGCAACAACAGCAAACACCAGACGGUCACCUCGUCCAUGGGCUUCGGGAAGGACAUCAAAGAUCUUCCCAAAGCUGCGGUGAGGAUCCUCAGCAACGUGACCUUCCUCUUCGUCAGCCUGUCCUACACAGCCGAGAGCGCCAUCGUCACCGCCUUCAUCACCUUCAUCCCCAAGUUCAUCGAGUCGCAGUUCGGGAUCCCGGCCUCCAACGCCAGCAUCUACACCGGUGAGCUGGAGAACAGAAACGUUCAUGAGAGCGGAAACGUUUCUUUAUUUAACGUCUAGAGAGGAGAUGCAGACAGC